Messenger RNA from Rhagoletis pomonella (apple maggot), 3670 nucleotides. RefSeq names its product nuclear valosin-containing protein-like (gene smid). Lineage: Eukaryota; Metazoa; Arthropoda; Insecta; Diptera; Tephritidae. Gene Ontology annotation, cellular component: nucleus. Gene Ontology annotation, molecular function: ATP binding; RNA binding; preribosome binding. Gene Ontology annotation, biological process: ribosome biogenesis. Bases 105 to 3275 code for a protein of 1056 amino acids. The record is from RefSeq and is a predicted model, not a curated record. The transcript is spliced from 10 exons.
UAAUUUGGCAACGCUGGUGUAAAAGGCGUUUAGGUAGCGGGCGUCGGGAUUUCAUAGUUUAUUAAUUUUACAGCUGCUGAACAGCGUUUGCAAAAAGUGUAAAAAUGAAGAAAACCAAACCGAUACUUCACGACCCUUUAAUAAUCAAUCGUGUAAAACAGUAUCUAGAAGAAAAUGUUGAUAAGAAAUUUUUGGAUGUAAGUGUUAUGACAAGACAAUUGAUGGAGCGUUAUCCAGAAUAUACGCGUCGCAAGCAAGCGCCUUUUCGGGCUCUAGUUGAGCAGGCUUACCGUGUUGUAUCACAAAGCUAUGGUUUGGAAAGUCAGCCGUCAAGUGCAGAUGAAUCGGAUGGCUCUGAUUUGGAAGUAAUGGAUGACUCUGUUUCGGGCAAUUUGAUGAACAAUUUAAUGAACAAUCUGUAUCAAAAACCCAAGGGGAACGCUUCAAAGCCUACAGCAGCAAAGCAAUCUGCCGGCGAAGCAAUUGACAUUAGUAGCGAUGAUGACAGUGCGGAUGAUAAUUGUACCAAUGGUAAAUCAUCGGAUGGUAAUGUGAAUGCGUCAAGCACAGCAAAAUCAUUCUCCGGUGUUAUUCUUACAAAAAGCAAUGCGCCAGUGGAAUCAUCUUCUAAGGGGUCAUCUACAUCAGCCACUACGGAAACUACCGGUGUGUUGUCUGUAACAUCUGGUGCCCAGAAGCGUCAUGAAUUUCCCGAGUCCACUGAUCCACAACAGCAACCAAACAAAAAGCGUAAGUUGGAGUUGAAUGGAGGAAUAUCUCCACAAUAUUCAAACGCCAAUUUGAAUAUACGCUUAAUAUCAUUAGAAAAGAACGAUAGGACUGCUCUGCCAUACGAACGGAGUCAAAAUGAUCAUCAACCGCAGGGCAUGCGUCAGCAUUUACAGCAGCAGCAGCAGCAGCAGCAACAGAACCAGCGUUUCAGUCGCUUGACAAAUUGUGCUCAAGCCAGCGAUCCUGCUUCAGGCCCCUUUCCAACGUUGGGUUCAAAUCAGUUGAAUCAAUUACGUCAACGCAAAUUCAAGAAAGAGGUUGUAUUACGAAAGUCACGUGAAACUUUUCAAGAUAUUGGUGGCAUGGAGAAAACUUUGAAAGAGCUUUGUGAAUUAUUAAUGCAUAUUAAAUCGCCGGACAUUUAUUUCGUUUUGGGCCUGAUGCCGCCACGUGGUUUGCUAUUACAUGGGCCGCCAGGGUGUGGUAAAACUUUACUUGCACAUGCAAUUUCUGGGCAACUCAAUUUGCCGCUUAUAGAAGUCGCAGCUACAGAACUGAUUGCUGGCGUAUCGGGGGAGUCGGAAGAACGUAUACGAGAUGUUUUUGAGCAAGCAACUAUUUAUGCCCCUAGCGUUUUGUUUAUCGACGAAAUUGACGCUAUUUCAUCGAAUCGCUCUAUGGCACAAAAAGAUAUGGAAAGAAGAAUUGUAUCACAAUUGAUUAGCAGCUUAGAUAAUUUAAAGAUGACAGAAGACGGGCAAAGUGUAUUGGUAAUAGGGGCGACUACACGACCUGAUGUGCUUGAUCCAGCAUUACGUCGAGUUGGACGGUUCGAUCAUGAGGUUGCUAUAGGCAUUCCAUCGCGUAAGGAUCGCAAAGAUAUAUUGACAAUAAUUUGUUAUGGACUCUCGGUGGAUCCAAAGUGUGACUUUGAUAAAAUAGCAGAGCUAACACCAGGUUAUGUUGGCGCUGAUCUCUUGGCACUUGUUUCACGUGCUGCAACUAUAGCUGUGAAGAAAAAAUGUGCUGAGUGUAUUCGCGCAUUCCAGUUAGAAUCGCAACGCAACAUUACCAUCGUCGAUUUGGACGAUGAGGCCGACGAAAGCGCAGACGUCAGCAGCAAACAAGCAGAUCAAAGCAAAUCUGGCAAAGAUGAAGUCUCAAAUGAAACCAAUUCCAAAUCAAAAGAAGAAACAGUAAAUGAAGAGCAAUCAAAGGACAAGAACAGCGAUGCAAAAGAGGCAGAUGCUGACGCUGAGAAAAAAACGGAAAGUAAUACCAAUGGAUCGGCAAAGGAAACGUCAUCAAAUCCAGAUAAAAAAGACACAGAAGCAAUGGAUGUUGAUGAUGAAGACCAAGAGUCCACUAAAGGCGAAGAAAAUACAAACAAUACCACAAAAGUACAAGUGGCUGACAGUAGCGAAAAACCCACUGAAGAGGUUUCUACCAACGAGCAGAGUAAAUCAAAUGAAUCCACAAAUUCGACAUCGAAGUUAGAAACUAUAGCCGACACACAGAAUUCUUCAGAACCAUCACUUUUAGAACUCUUAAAUUGGCUGGAUAAUCCACCUUCGGAUUUGUCAUACGCUACCGAAUUCUGCAUAACAGUGGAUGAUUUCUUAGAAGCAGUGAAAGUUGUACAACCGUCAUCGAAACGUGAAGGCUUUAUAACAGUGCCUGAUGUAACGUGGGCCGAUGUCGGUUCAUUACAUGAUAUACGUGAAGAGUUGCAAUUGGCAGUGCUGGCACCAGUCAAAUUUCCCGAGAAGUUAAUUACAUUAGGUUUGACGGCGCCUUCCGGUGUGUUGCUGUGUGGCCCGCCAGGUUGUGGUAAAACUUUACUUGCCAAAGCUAUAGCCAACGAGGCAGGCAUCAAUUUUAUAUCAGUUAAGGGACCGGAGUUAAUGAAUAUGUAUGUGGGUGAAAGCGAGCGUGCAGUGCGCGCGUGUUUCCAACGGGCACGUAACUCGGCGCCAUGUGUAAUUUUCUUUGAUGAGUUUGAUUCUUUGUGUCCGAAGCGAUCGGAUAAUAAUGAAGGUGGUUCGGGAACGCGUGUUGUCAAUCAAUUACUUACAGAAAUGGAUGGUGUUGAAGAACGUAAAGGAGUCUACAUUUUGGCAGCAAGUAAUCGGCCAGACAUAAUAGAUCCAGCUAUACUACGUCCCGGACGUUUGGAUACUAUACUCUAUGUAGGGCUGCCGCAGAAAGAAGAGCGCGAGGAAAUACUAAAAGCUACAACAAAGAAUCGUACACGACCUGAAUUAGCUGAUGAUGUAGACUUUGCUGAACUAGCCGAAAACUCUGAUGGUUAUACCGGUGCUGAUUUGGCUGGCCUAGUGCGGCAAGCAGCAAUGUUGGCCCUGAAAGAGUCUAUACAAAAUCCGGAUUCUACAGAUUUACGUGUACGAAAGGAACAUUUUGAUCAAGCGCUGAAACUAUUGCGACCUUCAGUUACUCCACAGGAUCGCAAAAAUUACGAAAAAUUGCGUUUAAAGUACGCUGCACCGAGAAUCCCCACAACUGCGACAGAUAAUGCAGAAUAAAUAUUUUAGAAAUGAAUAUAAAAAAAAAAAGUUCGCGAUAGUUUACGAUUAAAAAAGGAUAAUUGUUGUAGCUCAUCGCAUCAGCAACUACAAAAUAUGCGUUUUUAAUACAUAAAAAUACAUUACUCAAUCCGAUUGGCGUUACUAUCCUUGUUCCGGCAUCUCAUCCAUGUACAAGUUCUAGCUUAGUUUUCAGCAAGUGUUUAGAGUAUGACUUGAAUUUAAUUUUCCGUUAACAAUUCACGCUGUGAAUUAAAUUUCGUUAUAUGUAUUUUGUAAAUCAUAAAAACAUUCACUUAUGGAUUAUAAAUAAAGCGAAAUGUGCAUGUCUAAAGGUAUGCAACAGAUGAAUUGUGCGCAAGAAGAAUUUAUUUAAUCUUCGAAAAUAUUGCAAA